Malus domestica (apple) is the source of this 1270-nucleotide messenger RNA. Its product is annotated as 1-aminocyclopropane-1-carboxylate oxidase. The record is from RefSeq and is a predicted model, not a curated record. NCBI's taxonomy places the organism in Eukaryota, Viridiplantae, Streptophyta, Magnoliopsida, Rosales, Rosaceae.
CUCUCUCUCUCUCUCUCUCUCUCUCUAUUUGUGAAGCUUAAUUUUUUUUGUUUUAAUCAGAUCAAUGGCAAUCCCAGUUAUUGAUUUCUCAAAACUUGAUGGUGAAGAAAGGGCCAAAACAUUGGCUGAAGUUGCUAAUGGAUGUGAGGACUGGGGAUUCUUCCAGCUGGUGAACCAUGGAAUAUCGGAGGAGCUUCUCGAGAGGGUGAAGAAGGUGACCGGUGACUUCUUUAGGAUGGAAAGAGAGGAGAACUUUAAGAAUUCCACACUAAUGAAGGCGGUAAAUGAAAACAAAAAAUUGGAGAAUGUGGACUGGGAGGAUGUCUUCACCCUCUUGGAUGACAACGAAUGGCCCUCGAAAACCCCUGGAUUCAAGGAAACCAUGGAAGAAUACAGAAGAGAACUGAAGAAACUUGCUGAGAGGGUCAUGGAAGUGAUGGAUGAGAACUUAGGGUUGCCAAAGGGAUACAUGAAGAAAGCCUUCAACGGUGGCGAAGAAGACAAUGCCUUUUUCGGCACCAAGGUGAGCCACUACCCACCAUGCCCUAAGCCAGAGCUGGUGACUGGUCUCCGAGCUCACACUGAUGCAGGCGGUGUAAUAUUGCUCUUCCAAGAUGACAAAGUUGGAGGCCUCCAAAUCCUGAAAGAUGGGCAGUGGAUAGAAGUGCAACCAUUGCGCAACUCGAUUGUCAUCAACACUGGGGACCAGAUUGAGGUCCUGAGCAAUGGCCGCUACAAGAGUGUUUGGCACAGGGUUUUGGCUACCCCAACUGGGAAUCGGAGGUCAAUUGCUUCGUUUUAUAACCCAUCAAUGAAGGCCACAAUAGCUCCUGCGCCGGAAUUGGUCGAAAAGGAGAACCAAGAAGUGGGUCAGACUUAUCCCAAGUUUGUGUUUGGUGACUACCUCUCUGUAUAUGCUGAGCAGAAGUUCCUCCCCAAGGAACCAAGGUUCCAGUCUGUGAGGGCCGUGUGAAAAACAUAAGAUCCAUAUUAAAUGGGGAUAAAUUUACUUCACUUUUUAUCACUUGGGUGGUUAAGUACGUACUAUUAUUACAUACUCGCUCGUCUCUCUCUCAACUGAAAAGCUUCUGUGUGGGAGGAGAACGCUGAAGUGGGUGUAAGUCAGUCUGCGUGUUAUGUGCUUGUUGUUGCUUUUUUCUGUCUACGUAUUGGUGUGUAAUGAUGAGGAUGCUUAAAAGCUCCAUUUCAGAUUUGCUAUGUAAAAUAGUAAAAUAUUAUGGAUUGCAAUCUUAAAUUUUGUUGUUGGUUA